AUGCUUGUCGCCUCAAUCCUGCGCAUAUACUACUGGUUCGGCAUAAACUUUGAGUUCUCCCUGCUAGUCCAAAGUGUGAUUAUGGUAUUCGUGCAGACUAUACUGCUUAAAGUCGCCCUGGACCACCGUCCUAGCAAGGCAGCUGAAGCAGGGGUUCCCUUUUCGAGUAUUAACGGACACGAUGCGGAACGCCCCUAUAACUUUUGGCAGUGGCGGCAGCAGCGGCCCUUCUGGGAGUUCCUCCUUUACUUCGUAACCACCGUCGGGAUCCUCCAACUUCUCUUCGGCACCUCGACCUUUUUUGUUUCCAUCCUCGGAUACCUAGCAUUGGGAAUCGAAGCCACCUUACCAAUCCCCCAAGUCAUUGCAAACUACCGAAAUCAAUCCUGCAAGGGAUUUCGAGUCUCCGUUAUAGUCUUCUGGUUACUCGGUGAUCUGCUCAAGGGUGUUUUCUUUACUUAUAGUAAAACUCCCAUGGUUUUUAAGCUUUGUGGGUUGUGUCAGUUUAUGUUUGAUUUGACAUUGGGAUAUCAGUAUUGGGCUUAUGCGGAGAAGGAAGGGUCCAUCGAGAUGAAGAAGAGGAGGAGUAUGCAGAUUAGUUAG
Orbilia oligospora ATCC 24927 is the source of this 603-nucleotide messenger RNA. RefSeq lists its product as uncharacterized. The transcript has 3 exons. The record is from RefSeq and is a predicted model, not a curated record. NCBI's taxonomy places the organism in Eukaryota, Fungi, Ascomycota, Orbiliomycetes, Orbiliales, Orbiliaceae. Gene Ontology annotation, cellular component: trans-Golgi network; endosome. The coding region runs from base 1 to 603 and encodes 200 amino acids. Gene Ontology annotation, biological process: retrograde transport, endosome to Golgi; phospholipid translocation.